This is a messenger RNA of Serinus canaria (Common canary), 3447 nucleotides long. RefSeq names its product ST6 beta-galactoside alpha-2,6-sialyltransferase 1 (gene ST6GAL1). The record is from RefSeq and is a predicted model, not a curated record. Bases 856 to 2232 code for a protein of 458 amino acids. Gene Ontology annotation, molecular function: sialyltransferase activity. The transcript is spliced from 12 exons. NCBI's taxonomy places the organism in Eukaryota, Metazoa, Chordata, Aves, Passeriformes, Fringillidae.
GCGGCGGCGCCUCCCCCGGUUGGCGGCCCCCGCCUCCCCCCGCCUCAGCGCCUUAAAUGCCUCGGCCGCGGCGGCGGCAACAAAGGCGGGCGGCGGCUGUGAGUGAGGGGCCGGCCGAGAGUCGGCGGUGAGCGACCGAGGGGCGGCGGGUAGAGAACUCAAUUAAAAGGGACAUGGGAGCAUGAAGAAUUGCAUGGAGAGCCCAGAUGUGAUGCCUGUGGUGGAAUCUCCUACAGCUCUUACCUGGCAAUCUGCUGCUGCCUGGAAGGGAUUGACAGGAACCUCUGUGGAUAGCAAAGGAACCUGGAGAUGAAGCACAGUGAUAUUUUGGAAAGAAACCAAGAAUUGCUAGAAGCAAACCUUCCCUGCUUGUAUGUUUACAAAAUCAUGAUAGACACAGUUGAAUUAACAGGCUGGGUUAAACUUGACUCCAGAGGGACAGACUUUUAGCUUGGAAAGUGUUUUAUCACCUUUCAUCUGGGGUAUCCAGCAUGUGGUUGUGAACAUGCCGAGAGGGAAGCCUUGAAUUUUCAAGGUUUUGGUGAGAUUGCUCACCAGGUGCCUCAGAAAAAGCCACCCUAAGCUGUCGUGGGAUGAGAGGCUUCCUGUCCUGGAUUGGUGGCUGCCUAGCAGAGUGAAACUGUAAAGUCUAAACCACAUUUAUCUAUUUUGUGAAGACUGAUGGAUUCAGGUAUUUCUUGAACUCUUCAGCACAUCACAGAACUGUUUUGGGAUAUCCUGCUUAACCCCUCAGAGGAAAAUCUGCCAACAGCCAAAAAUGACUUGAGUUGGAGAGCUGCAGCUUUAUCCACAGGGCAAGCUUCCAGUGUCCCAUCUGGGGAUGCACCGUGCACUAUGGUUCACAUCAAUGUGUUGAAAAAGUUCAUGUGUGUUCUUGUGGUGGUCCUGAUAGCACUGACAGUUUGCCUGUGGAGAGAAACCAGAAGAAGCUACUAUGAUCCUUUGAAGACCAGGAGUGAUGAUUUGCAGGGGCACAGGAGUUUGGAGAAAUGGAACACUGUUAAAUCAGAAGGCCUUUUCCAUGAAGCAGCCAGUGAACUGGGGCAGGUAUCCAAACUGUGGCUUGGUACCCAAAACAAAGUAAAAGGCAGCACCUCUGAAACAGCUGAAAAGUCCAAGAAAGCAGCCUUUGGGAAGGUAUGGGAUAAGGACAGCUCAUCCAGGAAUCUCAUACCCAGGCUGCAGAAGGUCAGGAAAAACUACCUGGCCAUGAACAAGUACAAUGUUACUUACAACGGGAAGAGGAAUGCCAAGCUCAGCCCAGAGAAGUUGCUGUGCCAGCUGCGGGACAGAGUCAAUGUGAGCAUGAUCCAGAGGUCAGAUGGUCCUUUUGGUACCUCUGAGUGGCAGCAGUACCUGCCAGGGAAAAGCCUCAGUGAAGCAGUGGGACACCUGGGUCUCUGUGCUGUCGUGUCCUCAGCGGGGUCUCUGAAAUCAUCUCACUUGGGACAAGAGAUAGACAGCCACGACGCCGUCCUGCGGUUCAACGGGGCUCCUGUCAGGGGCUUUCAAGAUGAUGUGGGGCAGAAGACAACAAUUCGUCUUGUCAAUUCUCAGGCUCUGUGUAGGCACAAGAAGGCCAGCUCCAUGCUGCUGCUGUGUCUUUGGAGUGAGAGGCAGGAACAGCUCAGCCAGUGCAGGUCAGCAAGGAGAGGUGUGCCAAGGGAUGAGUUGUGCCUGCCCCAGAGAUGGCUUGUAACUGUUGAAGAGCAGCAGUUCCUGAGGGAACCAUUAUAUAACACUGGAAUCUUAAUUGUCUGGGAUCCAGCACCGUAUCAUGCUGAAAUUCGUGAGUGGUACAGAAAACCAGAUUACAACUUUUUUGAAAGCUAUAAGGCGUAUCGUAGAGCACAUCCAGAGCAGCCCUUCUAUAUCCUGAAUCCCAAAAUGCAGUGGCAACUCUGGGAUAUUCUGCAGGAGAAUUCCCUGGAGCAUAUUCAGCCUAAUCCACCAUCAUCAGGAAUGCUUGGCAUUGUGCUCAUGAUGACGCUGUGUGACCAGGUGGAUGUCUACGAGUUCCUCCCCUCCAAGCGGCAGACAGACAUCUGCCACUAUUACCAGAAGUUCCACGACCACGCCUGCACCAUGGGAGCCUACCACCCCCUCCUGUUUGAGAAGAACCUGGUGAAGCACAUGAACCAGGGCACAGAUGAGGACAUCUACACUCAUGGCAAAGUCACCCUACCUGGCUUCCGGAAAGUGCAUUGCUGACAGAUUGGUUUUACUGGGUUUAUUUUCCUUGACUUUCGAAGCACUUUUUAAAUCAGGGUUGUCAGAUUUGUUAGGUCUAAGCACUGGUGUGUUUUGACAGCUCUUCCAUGUAGCAAGGCUUGCUCUUAGGACUUUGUUGACCAACUCUGAGCUGUAAGGCCCUCUGUGGUACAGCCACUGACCUGCAUGAGUCCCUGCAAUAAAUGGACUCCCAGUGGAGCCAGGCUCUUGCAGCACGUGGAUACCUCUGGCUUCAUCUCAGCUGAUGACGGGGUAGGGGAGGCACAGCAGAGGCUUUCUAAGCAGAGAUUGCACAAGUCAGGAUCAUACAAUGAACAUAGUUCAGUUUGCUUCAAAGAGGCUGUGACAGCCAAAAACCUGGGCCAUUGGGAAACAUGAAAAUUUGUUUAAUAUUUGUUCCUGUAGUCAGGGGUUCUUCAGAUUAAGGAUGAUUUAUGGAAAUGUUGUCAAGCUGUGUAAUGAUAAGUGACACUUCUAAUCCAAAAUGUUUGAUUUUUUUAAACAGUCUGUGAACUUCCUUCCCAAUUGUAAGACUUCUGAAACCACUCAGGUGACAUUUUUGGCAAAGGAAGAGGAAAGCAAUUCAUAAUUCAAUGAAUAAUGAAUCUUGCAAGAUUUUUUAAUCUUCUUACUUUUUUUUUAAUAAUUUAAAAUAAAUUUUAGUAAUCAUUUACUUUUCCAGUACAGUGCUGGGCUUGGUACAGAAGAACCCUUAUUAUCAGAAAGGUUUUGGGAAGAUGCUCCAAGGCACAAAUGGGAGAAUGCACUGGAAGUUGGUGCCUUUUUCCAGCUCUCUGCUGCUCUGCCUUUGCAAUUGUUGAAUUACUUGCUGUACCCAUUAACACAAACACCACAGAGCUGCUGCUAGAUGAGUUCCAGCCCUCUGCAGGCCAACAGAGGGGAUCUCUUGACUGCUGUGUGCUUUUCUGCAUAGGUGGGGAGCAGGUUUGCCACUUCCAUACUUGAGGAGUGGUGGGGAGGGAGAGUGUGCUCUGCUUCUCAUGCUGAAACACAGGCAGAGUUGAGAAGGGCAGCUUCUUCUGCUCCAGGGACUCCUGUGGCUGCAAAAUGGAAGGGAUAGCUCUGCAAUCUCAGGGUGUUGGUGAGAACACCUUCCCUGUCUUCUGUACUCGUGUGUUUCAUCAGGUCUGUAAAGAAAGCUUUCUCCUGUUUUGAAUAAAUCCUGUGAAGUCA